GUUCCGUCGACGCUUGAUGACGAUGUUUUGGGCGCUUUCAACAACAACAAAAAUACUGGUAGCUGCCGCUAGCUAGCUAACCAACUUCGUUGGAAAUGGCAGCACAUCUCAAAAAGCGAGUUUACGAGGAAUUCUCCAAAGUUGUCCAGGUUGGUAGACGCAUGAUUACGGAAAAAACAUUCACUUUGUAACCAUCGUUGUUCUUUCAAUAAUAGCUAGCUAACGUUAUACUGCGUCUGAGUGUUUCGUAGCUAGCUAACGUAUUGCAUUCUGCAAUAACAUCACAUCGUUUUUGAUAACAUCAUGCAUCCUCUUUCAUUAACUUUAGUUAGAUAGAGAUAUUAUAUAGGCCUCAUAGAAAAGUUGCUAACUAACUACCUUGGGUCACAGGGAUCUGAACAAAUAGCCAUUGGUAGCUAGUUAUGCUGGUUGGUGUACAAUUGCAAUCUUGUUCUAGCCUGAGUGCCAGUCUGUUUCUGUUAUGAUCAUGCAAAUUAUGACAAGGACAGCAAUAGAGUGGGAAAGAGCACAAACAGAUCUGGGACCUGGCUAGCUUUGUCUAGAUCCUAGCUAUAGUUCGAUCCCUACAGCUUUAGAUAUGCCGUUUAGUUAUCCAGAUCCGUAUGAUCUCAUAUAACAAAAUGAAAAAGAAAAGGUAAUCCAUUGUCUCUGUUGAUCAACAGCUUCCCCAAGAGGAGGCUCCAGCCAAGAAGCUCCGUCUGACCAAGCCAAGUAAGUCUGCAGCGCUGCACAUUGACCUGUGUAAGGCCUCCAACCCCACUGAUGCCCUGCAGUACCUGCUGCACUUCGCCCGCAGCUCCGUGGAGGCAGAGGGGGUGGUGCGCAUACUGCUGGAACACUACUACAAAGUAUGGUGGCCCUGGCUUUGAUCCUCCCAUCUCUCCUUACAUCCCUCUAUCUUCUCCUUCUGUCCUUUCUCUUCUCUUUCUAUCCUUCAUCUCUCUCCCUUCUCUCCUCCUGGAACACUAUUACAAGGUAAAGCAGCCCUCCUCUUCCUAGCUGCUCUUAGCAAUGUGGGUGUAUUUACAUACACUAGCAUUGCUUUCAAUUGUAUUGGGUUGCACAAAAAUUGUCAGCGGAAACCCAGAAGUUCAAUCAAAUUAAAUUUUAACGUAUUGUGCCAACGUACUCUCUGCUUACCUCAUGUUCAAAUAAAAGUCCUGCACAUGUGCCAUAUGUGGACAAAAAACGAAUAACUUGUGGGGGACUUUUAUUUUGGCAUGAGGUAAGCAGAGAAGAACUGGGUCUACAACAGACCCACGUUUGGAAAGUCUGUUUAAUAAUACAAACUUUUAGAUAUUGUCUCAAAUUCCCCCCGUCAUAAUGACCAAACUUCCUGCCCACCGGCACAGUGACUUAAAAUGUAAUUGUAUUUAACUUCUGGCUUCCCGCGGACUGUUUUUGUGCAACCCAAUACAAUUGAAAGCAAUGCUAGUUAUAUAAAUAGACCCGCGUUGCUAAGAGCAGCUAUCCUCUUCCCUCCUUCCAUGGUCCCUCCUUUCUUCCCUCCUACUUCUAUCCUUUCUGUCUCUCCUUCUUCCAUCCCUUCUUUCCCUCACCUUGCUCCUGUGUCUUCCUGUAGGAGAGUGAUAACUUGUAACUGUGUGGGUGUGUAUGUCUCUGUAGGAGCAGGAUAACUCGGUGCGGCUGAAGAUUGCCUCUCUGGUCGGCCUGCUUAGUAAGACACAGAACUUCAACCCUGAGAGUAUCCUAGAUGACACCCUCAACACAGAGAGUAAGUUACACUCUGAUACACACACUUAGUACAUCGUACACACUCCCUUAUCUUCUCUGACCUAGUCCAUGUCUCUCUCUGAGUUUUCUUCUCCGUGUGUGUAAAUGUUUGUGUGUGUCCAGAGUCCCACCAGGUCCUGGCUCAGCUGCUGGUCAUCGGCACCCAGCUCCCAGAAAGCCCUACUGUUAGACACAUACUCUAAAUUCAAUUUAAAUUAAUACUCAUAGAGGUGGCCUGCAAGGUAACACACACACACAGAUGUGGUCUGCAAGUUGAAUCUCUCUCAUACCUCUUUUUCAUCAAUCUCUCUCAUCCUCCUGGCUCAUCAAUCUCUCUCAUCUCUCUCUCGCUCAUCCCCCCCUCAUCGAUGUCUCUCAUCUUAUCUCUCUCUCUCUCUCAUCCCUCUCUCUCAGCACCUGUCAGACACAUAUUUCGGCGUGAGGAAUAAAUGCUUGCAACACCUGGGUUGCCUGGGCAAUGUGGACAUGCCCCUAAGUAAAGACAGACAGGGAUUGGUUCCAGCUGUGAUUGGGGGCGGUGCUCCGGGUGUGUAUAUUUAUUUGCGUUAACCAGGGUAGUUGAGUCAACAACGAUAAAAACAUUUACUACAUGACAUGUUUAUUUAGUUUAACCAGACUAUUCCACUCAUCACAUCACCAUGUCUGUUAGAGAUGUGUAUGUGUGUGGGAUGUGCAGCAGAAGUGUGUUAUCAGUGACUACUUUCCACUCUCCCUUCCUCCUCCUUCCAGGGUGUCUGGCGGAGUGUGUGUGAGAGACGUGCAAAGCGUCAUCAGUGACUACUUUGCCGACCAGGACCCCAGGGUGCACACGGCGGCCAUCAAAGCCAUGGUAUGACCUCACUUCCUCCUGUUAUGUCCCAAUAUACAUACUAGCAUGCUCACUUAGAAUGCAUGCCCAAAACAAUGCUUCAGUCUAUUGAGUGGAUAUUGAGAGCCCUCUCAAUAGUCUGCACUGCACUGAAAACACAGGACAGGUGAAAGUUAGGUGGAUGAUGCCUACACCAAACAUGUAGGAAGCCUCUCAAUACUGUUGGCAUGUGUUCAGCGGCUGGAUAGAUUUAUAGAUUGACUGAUUGAUUAUUCAAUGUUCUGCUCUUCCUUUCAGCUGCAACUGCAUGAAAGGGGAAUGAAGAUUCAACAUACCAUAUAUAACCAGGUAGAGUGUGUGCGGGCGCACACGUGCAUGCAUGUGUUUCUUUCCAAGCCUCUAGGUUGCUGUGUGUGUGCGUUUCUCUCUAAUUGUGUGUGUCUAGGCCUGUCGGCUGCUGUGUGAUGACUAUGAGCAGGUGCGUUCGGCUGCCGUUCAGAUGGUGUGGGUCCUGAGUCAGCUCUAUCCAGAGAGGUAAGACACACACACAUACACUGACUAUGUUCAAGAGCACCAAAUCCAUGAUGCAUUGUGUGUAAAUUGUGACUGACAGACUGAUCUACAAAUAAUAAUGAAUGGUUAUUUAUGACGCAAGUCAAUUUGUUGAUCAGUCAGUCAGCAGUCGCCUGCAAUGUCGGCUGCAAUGUCAAACAAGACCAACACUACACACUGAACACACAAACUCACUGACUGGGGGGAUGAAAACUACUGUGUGAUUGGUGACUAAAGGUGUCAUCUGUCCAAUCAGCAUCGUGCCUAUCCCGUCGUCCAAUGAGCAAGUCCGUCUGGUCGACAACUCAUUUGGGAAGAUCAGUCACAUGAUCUCUGAUGGAUCCUGGGUAGUCAGGGUGCAGGCCACCAAAACACUGGUGAGUACACACACACACAAACCACUCGUUCACGUCUUACUUUUCAGAUAGUCAUGGCUCUCCUUUCCUCCCCCGCCUCUCUUCCACUCAUCCCUCUCUCCUCUCUUCCUCAGGGUAACAUGUUGCAGGUCAGUCCUCACUUCCUAGAGCAGACCUCGGGGUACGUUGUGUGUGUGUGUGUGUGUGUGUGUGUAAAAUGUAUCUUCAGAGGAAGCAUACAGCAUUAUAUCUCAAGGCCAUCAGACUGUUAAAUAGCCAUCACUAGCCGGCUACCACCCGGCUACUCAACCCUGCACCUUAGAGGCUGCUGCCCUAUAUACAUAGACAUAGAAUCCCUGGCCACUUUAAUAAUGGAACACUAGACACUUUAAUAAUGUUUACAUACUGCUUUACUCAUCUCAUAUGUAUAUACUGUAUUUUAUUCUACUGUAUUUUAGUUAAUGCCAUUCCGACAUUGCUCUUCCUAAUAUUUAUAUAUUUAUUUAUUCCAUUAUUUUACUUUUAGAUUUGUGUAUUGUUAGAUACUACUGCACUGUUGGAGCUAGGACACAAGCAUUUCGCUACACCCGCAAUAACAUCUGCUAAAUAUGUGUAUGUGACCAAUACAAUUUGAUUUGAUCUGAAGCGGAAAGUAUUCAGACCCCUUGACAUUUUCCACAUUUUGUUACUUUACAGACUUAUUCUAAAAUUGAUUAAAUAGUUUUUUUCCCUCAAUCUAUACACAAUACCCCAUAAUGACAAUAAAACCCUUAAAUAACACAUUUACAUAUCACAUUUACAUAUUCAGACCCUUUACUCAGUACUUUGUUGAAGCACCUUUGGCAGCGAUUACAGCCUCGAGUCUUCUUGAGUGUGGCGCUACAAGCUUGGCACACCUGUAUUUGGGGAGUUUCUCCCAUUCUUCUCUGCAGAUCCUCUCAAGCUCUGUCAGGUUGGAUGGGUAGCAUCGCUGCACAUCUAUUUUCAGGUCUCUCCAGAGAUGUUCAAUCGAGUUCAAAUCCGGGCUCUGGCUGGGCCACUCAAGUACAUUCAGAGUCUUGUCCCGAAGCCCGAGCACUCUGGAGCAGGUUUUCAUCAAGGAUCUCUCUAUAAUUUGCUCCGUUCAUCUUUCCCUCGAUCCUGACUAAUCUUCCAGUCCCUGCCACUGAAAAACAUCCCAACAGCAUGAUGUUGCCACCACCAUGCUUCAACGUAGGGAUGGUGCAAGGUUUCCUCCAGACGUGACGCUUGGCAUUCAGGCCAAAGAGUUCAAUCUUGGUUUCAUCAGACCAGAUAAUCUUGUUUCUCAUGGUCUGAGAGUCCUUUAGGUGCCUUUUGGCAAACUCCAAGCGGGCUGUCAUGUGCCUUUUACUGAGGAGUGGCUUCCGUCUGGACACUCUACCAUAAAGUCCUGAUUGGUGGAGUGCUGCAGAGAUGGUUGUCCUUCUGGAAAGUUCUCCCAUCUCCACAGAGGAACUCUUGAGCUCUGUCAGAGUGACCGUUGGGGUCUUGGUCACCUCCCUGACCAAGGCCCUUCUCCACCGAUUUCUCAGUUUGGCCGGGCGGCCAGCUCUAGGAAGAGUCUUGGUGGUUCCAAACCUAUUCCAUUUAAGAAUGAUGGAGGCCACUGUGUUCUUGGGGACCUUCAAUGCUGCAGAAAGUUUUUGGUACCCUUCCCCAGAUCUGUGCCUCGACACAACCCUGUCUCGGAGCUCUACGGACAAUUCCUUCGACCUCAUGGCUUGGUUUUUGCUCUGACAUGCACUGUCAACUGUGGGACCUUAUAUAUAGACAGGUGUGUGACUUUCCAAAUCAUGUCCAAUAAAUUGAAUUUACCAAAGGUGGACUCCAAUCAAGUUGUAGAAACAUCUCAAGGAUGAUCAAUGGAAACAGGAUGCACCUGAGCUCAAUUUCGAGUCUCAUAGCAAAGGGUCUGAAUACUUAUGUAAAUAAGGUAUUUCUGUUCUUAAUUUUUAAUACAUUUGCAAAAAUGAAAACUGUUUUCGCUUUGUCAUUAUGGGGUAUUGUGUGUAGAUGAGGAAUUGUUUUUAUUUAAUCCAUUUUAGAAUAAGGCUGUAACGUAACAAUGUGGAAAAAGUCAAGCGGUCUGAAUACUUUCCGAAUGCACUGUUUGUAAUGUAAUCUGUAUGUAGUGUAAUCUGUACAUAUUGUUAUCUACACUGAACAAAAAUAUAAACGCAACAAGUAUCAAGUUAUUGGUCCCAUGUUUCGUGAGUUUAAAUAAAAGAUCCCAGAACUUAUGAACAAAAAGCUUAUUUCUCAAAAACAAUGUGAGCAUUUCUCCUUUGCCAAGAUAAUCCAUCCACCUGACAGGUGUGGCAUAUCAAGAAGCUGAUUAAACAGCAUGAUCAUUACACAGGUGCACCUUGUGCUGAGGACAAUAAAGCCCACUCCAAAAUGGGCAGUUUUGUCAAACAACAUAAUGCCACAGAUGUCUCAAGUUUUGAGGGAGCGCGCAAUUGAAUGUCCAUCAGAGCUGUUACCAGAGAAUUGAAUGUUCAUUUUUCUAUCAUAAGCCGCCUUCAACGUUGUUUUAGAGAAUUUGGCAGUACAUCCAACCGGCCACACAACCGCAGACCACGUGUAACCAUGCCAGCCCAGGUCCUCCACAUCCGGCUUCUUCACCUGCGGAAUCGUCUGAGACCAGCCACCCGGACAGCUGAUGAAAUUGUGGGUUUGCACAACCAAAGAAUUUCUCCACAAACUGUCAGAAACCGUCUCAUGGAAGCUCAUCUGCAUGCUCGUCGUCCUCACCAGGGUCUUGACCUGACUGCAGUUCGGCGUCGUAACCAACUUCAGUGGGCAAAUGCUUGCCUUCGAUGGCCACUGGCAUGCUGGAGAAGGGUGCUCUUCACGGAUUAAUCUCGGUUUUGACUGUAACGGGCAGAUGGCAGACAUGGUGGCGGUGGGGUUAUGGUAUGGGCAGGCAUAAGCUACGGACAAUGAACACAAUUUGAAUGCUUAGAGAUAUCGUGACGAGAUCCCGAGGCCCAUUGUCAUGCCAUUCAUCCACCGCCAUCACCUCAUGCUUCAGCAUGAUAUUGCACGGUCCAAUGUCGCAAGGAUCUGUACACAAUUCCUGGAAGCUGAAAAUGUCCCAGUUCUUCCAUGGCCUGCAUACUACCAGAUAUGUCACACAUCGAGCAUGUUUGGGAUGCUCUGGAUCGAUGCGUAUUCCAGUUCCUGCCAUAUCCAGCAACUUUGCACAGCCAUUGAAGAGGAGUGGUACAACAUUCCACAGACCACAAUCAACAGCCUGAUCAACUUUAUGCGAAGGAGAUGUAUCGCACUGCAUGAGGCCAAUGGUGGUCACACCAGAUACUGACAGGUUUUCUGAUCCACGCCCCUACUUUUAUUUUUUUAAGGUAUCUUGACCAACAAAUCCAUAAAUAAAGGUUAAAUAAAAACAUAUAUUAAUAAUAAUGUUAUCUAUAUUUCAGAGGAUACGUACUGCUCAUGAGUGGGCCAAAGAGCUCUAUUCGUCUGGUGAGUUCUCCUCGGGGAGGAAAUGGGCUGAUGAUGCUCCCAAGGAGAAGGUGGACACGUCAGCUGUCAACCUGAUCACCUCGGGGGACUGGAGGACGAGAUGUAUGGUAAGUGCGUGUUUGUCGGUAAGGGUGUGUGUGUCAGUGUUUGUGUUUGGCGGGUGUCUCUGUGUGUGUUGUUUUUUUGUUUCUGUAAAGACUGUGGAGGCUCAGAGAGGGAGAGAGAGUGCGUUUGUGUGCGUGUGUGUAUAAAUUAUAAUGUGCCUGUGUGUGUUUUAUCUGUAGAGGUGUGUAUUGCUGCUGUGGAUGCACUCUGCUCUCGCCCAAUCAUCUGCCAGCUUUGCUGAGAAGUGCCUGGACUUCCUGGUUGACAUGUUUAAUGAUGAGAUUGAGGAAGUCAGGCUGCAGUCCAUCCAUGUUCUGAGACAGAUCUCUACUAACAUCACCCUGAGAGAAGACCAGCUGGAUACUGUACUGGCUGUACUAGAGGUAACACACACCAACACACAGAGACAUAUACACACACACACAUACGCAGACGCCAGUGGAGGCUGCUGAGGGGAGGACGGCUCAUAAUGGCUGGAAUGGAGGCAAUGGAAUGGUAUCAAACAUGUGGUUUCCACACUUACAAGGUGAAAGUAGAACAUUUCUAAAUGUUAGAAUAUAUAUGCUUUUUUGAAUGAAUAAAAAUAAACAACUGAAAUGUGUAACCUGUGUAGGACUCGUCUCGUGACAUCAGAGAGGCGCUACAUGAGUUGCUGUGUUUCACCAAUGUGUCGACAAAAGAGUGUAUCCAACUGGCUCUGCUGGAGCUGCUGAAAAACCUCACUAAGUACCCCACCGACCGCAACUCUGUCUGGAAGUAAGCCUGUGUGUGUCACCUUGCAAGUGAUUCAAUAAAAAGCUUUUAAAAGUCAACACUCUCUUUCUGUCUAUUUCUCUUCAUCGCUGUCUUUUUCUUCAUCUCUCUCCCUCUCAUUCUCUCUCUAGGUGUCUAAAGUUUCUAGGUUGUCGUCAUCCUACCCAGCUGCUCAGUACUCACCCCUACUUCCACACCCCUGAACCAGACAUGGAUGACCCUGCCUGUAUCCUACACACACGCACACACACACAGCUAUACCUACCUUUGUGUUGUGUGUUCCUGACCUAGCGUAACAGAUUGUUGUUGGUGCUGGUAUUCAAUGCAGCUCAGUCUUGUCCCACCAUGACAGCUCUGUUCUCAGACCACACCUUUAGACACUACACCUACCUACGAGACAGCCUCUCUCUCCUAGUACCUCCUCUCAGGGUAAGACACACACACACACACCCCUUUCAGACACUAGACCCACCAAUCUAUGUCGAGACCCCUGUGUUAUAAUCUGUGUUAUGAUUGUGUGUGUAGUUACCAGGGAGGAAGCAGGCCCCAGGUGUGAGUGGUAUAGAAGGAUCCAGCAGUGUGGAGUCUGCUCAGCUGUUCCUCCAACAGAGUGAGCAGAGUUAGCACCAUACACAACCUACAGGACCCCGGGGCUCAGGAACUGCUCAUCUUUACUAUCAGGUACUUACACGCACAUCCACACACACAUACUAUCAAAACAUUUCAAACUAUUUUUGAAGCGACUAUUUUGUGUGUGUAUGUCCUCCUCAGAGACCUACAGAGACUGGGGAAGCUACAGACAGAGCUGGCAGGGGCUGCUGACUUCUCUGCCACCUACCUCCGCUGCCAACUACUGCUCACCAAGGUGUGUCUGGAUCUGGAUAGACAGGUGUCUUUCUGCAUUACAUUUGACCAGAAUGCCCAAAUCAUAUUGCCUCUCCUCAUCUCCUUGUCUCCUCUCCUUGUGUCCUUCCCACAGGCCUUGCAGGAGAAGUUGUGGACCAUGGCCGUCCCCCUCUGCCUUAAAUACAACGCCAUGGCAACUGCUGCUGCCAAACAGGUACACGCACAAACUAAAGUGCUUUUUUUGUUGUUGUAUUUUUCACUUUAUUUAGACAGAUUUUAAAUGGGAGGGAUACAGGCAGAUGGGAGAUACAGUUUGAAGGAUAGAUUGAACCCCGGUCUCCGGUGGGAAGAGGAGCAUAUACACUGAGUGUACAAAACAUUAGGAACACCUUCUUAAUAUUGAGUUGCACCCCCUUUUGCUCUCAGAACAGCCUCAAUUCGUCGGGGCAUGGACUCUACAAGGUGUCAAAAGCGUUCCACAGGGAUGCUGGCCCAGGUUGACUCCAAUGCUUCCCACAGUUGUCAAGUUCGCUGGAUGUCCAUUGGGUGAUGAACCAUUCUUGAUACACACAGGAAACUGUUGGGCGUGAAAAACCCAGCAGCGUUGCAGUUCUUGACACACUCAAACCGGUUCGACUGGCACCUACUACCAUGCCCCAUUCAAAGGCACUUAAAUCUUUUGUCUUGCCCAUUCACCCUCUGAAUGGCACACAUGCACAAUCCAAUUGUCUCAAGGCUUAAAAAUAUUUCUUUAACCUGUCUCCUCCCCUUCAUCUACACCGAUUUGAAGUGGAUUUAACAAGUGACAUCAAUAAGGGCCACCUGGUCAGUCUGUCAUGAAAAGAGCAAGUGUUCCUAAUGUUUUGUGCACUCAGUGUAUAUGUGUCUUCAGCCGGUGGCGUUACCCCUAGACAGUAAUGUGAUGUGCAGAGCUGUGUGUAUAUAAUGUUAUGUUUUGUGUGUGUGUGUGUUUGUAGAUGCUGGAGGAGACGUAUAAACUGGAGUUCCUAUAUAGUGGUCUGGAGAACAGACAGGUGGCCACCAUACACCAUGUCAGACUACAGGCUAAGACCUUACAGCUAGUCCUGACUGCCCGCCCACCAGGCGAGGGUUAGUACACACACAAACACCCCCACCGUCCAUGUCUAUAACUGUCAAGCAGCUCAACCCCUCUCAUCUCUCUGCAGAGUUGAACCUCUCAUCAGUGUCUGUGAGAAAUUCCUUCAGGAGGAAGGAAAAAUACAGACUAUUUCUCCUAUAGGAGAAGAACAGAAACUGAUGCAUUUGUUAUGAAUUGGGGAACUGAAUUGUUGAUUUAAUUUAUAGCCACAAGGUGGCAACAUUGACCUUGCAGAAAGUACACCCUUUUAUUUUGGUAUUCUGAUUAAUCCUCACCUCUAUGCCUCCAGGCUGUUUGUGGUGGAGCUGGCCCACCUCCAGGAAAGUUUUGUGGGGAAGCUGUUGGAGAACUGGUCAAGAUCCUUCAGACCACAUUGAGACAGUGGCUUCUUAAACCUUCAACUACCUAAACAGGUACACAGAACACACACACACACACACACACGUAUUUGACCCAGGUGUGGUUUGUAUUGGCUGGCAGGUCCAGCAUGCGUCGGCGACCAUCAUCGAGCCAACAGGAGAGUCUGACAACCCGCUGCGUUUCACCUCUGGCCUGGUGGUGGCGCUAGACAUUGACGCUACGCUGGAGCACGUACAAGACCCCACAACACUGUCAAAGUACAGGAACAUACCCUGUUAUAGAAGGUCUCUGGUACACACACCCCUUGGCUGCGUUCCGAUUCUCCAACCUUCUCCCAAAGUGUGCACUCAUACUCACCCUCAUGGAUUUAAAAGGAAUUAACUGGAAUAUAGUGGAAACUCCCUCCAGCCAUGUUUGCACCAAUCCAAUGUAAAUGCAUAAGGUAGAUACACGUGCACAUUUCUGGGUGAAGGGUAGAGAAUCAGAAUGCAGCCUUAGUCCAGGACCCUAGCGGUAUAUAAGCUGUACCCUCUCCUCUCUCCUGCUGAUGGAUGAAGUGUUGGUCCCAGUUGUAAUAGUUCGUUUAGUCUUUUACACACACACACACACACACAUAUUUUGUCUCUCUCCAGGUGCUGUAUCCAGACGGCCAGUCUCAUGUGAUUCAGCCUAAACCUGGAGACUUCAGGAGUCCUGGACCACACCGCCACCGCCUCAUCACACAGGUCUACUUGUCUCACUGCGCAUGGACUGGUGAGGACACACACACUACCUGUCUCACAGCACAUGGACUAGUGGGGGCACACCCACACACAUUCUACCUGUCUCACUCCACAUGGAACGGUAAGGACACAAACUCACCCCCGGCCCCAUUCUCUCUGUCUCUCUCUCAGAGGCGUGUCAGAUCGAGGUGAGGCUGCUGCUGGCAUACAGCUCAUCUCGUCUCUGUAAAACGGCGUGGAGCGACAGCAGCACUGAAGGCCUCCAGCCAGCAGAGGGUGCCACUGAGGGAACCAUUCCCUUCGGCAAACCUGUCAAGGUCUUCAUCAUGCCCAAACCUGCCCGUCGCUGACACCAAACACACCUCUUUAAACAUCCAUCUCUCUUUCUCUCUCCUCUUCCUCUUUUCUAUCUUGUCUGUUGUCUUCUCCCACCCCUGACCUGCUACUCCUCAGCAUUGGAGCAGACCUCAAAGCUGGCCCUUCCUUACUGCAUUAAUUUUUACUAAACAAUAUGUUUAUAUUGUUAGUGUGUGACUGGCUGACUGUCCUUUAUGGUCGACUAGAAUGAGGAUGCGUCCCAAAUAGCUCCCUAUUCCCUAUAUAGUGCAUUACUUUUGAUCACUGUAAAGG
Messenger RNA from Coregonus sp. 'balchen', 11535 nucleotides. NCBI's taxonomy places the organism in Eukaryota, Metazoa, Chordata, Actinopteri, Salmoniformes, Salmonidae. The record is from the annotation of a GenBank genome assembly.